GCCUAGCACGGCGGACGAGGAGGGGGGACGAGGCUGGCAGCGACGCCGCGGGCUCGGCUCGCCCGUCUGGGCCCUGCGGGGCCACGCGGGGUUCAUCACGUGUGGCGGGCACCACGCGAUCCGGGCCAAGCGCGGGAGCCAGGACGGGCUCGGGCGGGAGCCGCUCGGGCCCUCGGGUGCCACCUGCGCCUGGCGCCGCUGCAGGACUCCGUAGGACGGGGGUCGCGGUCCCUUCUCGUCCCCUCCGGCUGCGGGGAUCCGGCGCCUCCACUUUGACCUUGCCUGGGACGCCUGAAAUGCUUCGACUACCCACAGUCCUUCGCCAGAUGAGACCAGUGUCCCGGGCACUGGCUCCUCAUCUCACUCGGGCCUAUGCCAAAGAUGUAAAAUUUGGUGCGGAUGCUCGAGCCUUAAUGCUUCAAGGUGUAGACCUUUUAGCCGACGCUGUAGCUGUUACCAUGGGGCCAAAGGGAAGAACGGUGAUUAUUGAGCAGAGCUGGGGGAGUCCCAAAGUAACGAAAGAUGGGGUCACUGUUGCAAAGUCAAUUGAUUUGAAGGACAAAUACAAAAACAUCGGAGCCAAACUUGUUCAAGAUGUUGCCAACAACACAAAUGAAGAGGCCGGGGAUGGCACUACCACAGCUACCGUUCUGGCACGUUCUAUUGCCAAGGAGGGCUUUGAGAAGAUCAGCAAAGGGGCCAACCCAGUAGAAAUCCGGAGAGGUGUGAUGUUGGCUGUUGAUGCUGUAAUUGCUGAACUGAAAAAACAGUCUAAACCCGUGACAACCCCUGAAGAAAUUGCUCAGGUUGCUACAAUUUCUGCAAAUGGAGACAAAGACAUUGGAAACAUCAUUUCUGAUGCGAUGAAGAAGGUGGGAAGGAAGGGUGUCAUCACAGUGAAGGAUGGGAAAACCCUGAAUGAUGAAUUAGAAAUUAUUGAAGGCAUGAAGUUUGACAGAGGAUAUAUUUCCCCGUAUUUUAUUAACACAUCAAAAGGUCAGAAAUGUGAAUUCCAAGAUGCCUAUGUUCUGUUGAGUGAAAAGAAGAUUUCUAGUGUGCAGUCCAUCGUGCCUGCUCUGGAAAUUGCCAAUGCUCAUCGGAAGCCCUUGGUCAUCAUUGCUGAGGACGUUGAUGGAGAGGCUCUAAGCACACUGGUCUUGAACAGGUUGAAAGUGGGUCUUCAGGUUGUGGCAGUCAAAGCACCAGGGUUUGGGGACAACAGGAAGAACCAGCUUAAAGAUAUGGCUAUUGCUACUGGUGGUGCGGUGUUUGGAGAAGAGGGGUUGAAUCUAAACCUUGAAGAUGUUCAAGCUCAUGACUUAGGGAAAGUUGGAGAGGUCAUUGUCACUAAAGAUGACGCCAUGCUUUUGAAAGGAAAAGGUGACAAGGCUCAAAUUGAGAAGCGCAUUCAGGAGAUCACUGAGCAGCUCGACAUCACCACUAGUGAAUACGAAAAGGAGAAGCUGAACGAGCGGCUCGCAAAACUCUCAGAUGGCGUAGCUGUAUUGAAGGUUGGAGGAACAAGCGAUGUGGAGGUGAAUGAGAAGAAAGACAGAGUUACAGACGCGCUCAAUGCCACGCGAGCAGCUGUGGUUGGCGCCACCGUGUGGUUGCUGGGGAUAGAACUCAGGACCCCUGGAAGGGCGGCCACUGCUCUGAACCACUGA
Messenger RNA from Microtus ochrogaster (prairie vole), 1667 nucleotides. RefSeq names its product heat shock protein family D (Hsp60) member 1 (gene Hspd1). The coding region runs from base 297 to 1667 and encodes 456 amino acids. Lineage: Eukaryota; Metazoa; Chordata; Mammalia; Rodentia; Cricetidae. Gene Ontology annotation, biological process: protein refolding. Gene Ontology annotation, molecular function: ATP binding; ATP-dependent protein folding chaperone. The transcript has 11 exons. The record is from RefSeq and is a predicted model, not a curated record.